Molecule: messenger RNA, 4557 nt
Organism: Hydractinia symbiolongicarpus
Lineage: Eukaryota; Metazoa; Cnidaria; Hydrozoa; Anthoathecata; Hydractiniidae
Product: zinc finger protein 28-like
Exons: 1
Coding region: 2321-3364 (347 amino acids)
Biological process (GO): regulation of transcription by RNA polymerase II
Cellular component (GO): nucleus
Molecular function (GO): DNA-binding transcription factor activity, RNA polymerase II-specific; RNA polymerase II transcription regulatory region sequence-specific DNA binding
Source: RefSeq, a predicted model, not a curated record
ACUUGUGGUAGGUUUUAAGUCCAACGCCCCUAGCAUUAAGGAGCCCCUAAAAGGCCCAGCAGGAAUAGGGUUAAAAUUCACAUAUGACUCCCAUCAAUUAGACGAAUGUCGAGUAGGUUGUCCUGACAAAUUUGAAGACUUCUUAAAAAUUGUCUAUUUCAAUUAUUCCAUCUUCUCUUGUAUAUAUGUUGAUGAACGUCUCUCUUUGUUGUGAUAAGAUCAUGUCGUUAAUUAAACAUCCUUUUAUAGACCCCGUCAAAAUUAAGAAACUUGUUCAGAAUUUUUUUGGUGAAAUGACCUAAUAAUUUAAGGAACUUUCACUAGUUGACCGUUUGCUUGGUUUUUGUACAAAAAACAUGUGUGACAUAGAAAUUGACAUAUCUGGUUUUGAAUCCAAAGAAAUCAGAGCAUAAAACUGAUCUUAACUUCUCCCUGCAAUGUUUUAUUCUUGGACGUUGUGUUUGUUUUAUUUUUUCUUGCAUUUGAAAAUUUUCUAAUCCUUUUAACUAUUAUAUUCCCUCCAACACAAAAAUUGAUAAAAAACAGACCCUGAAACGUAGAUAGAACUAACGAGAUAAAAUUAUUUUGCAUGCAACCUUUUUUACAGUAUUUUUAUUGCUGUUACAAGAAGUUGUGUUCAAAAGUCGUACAAAAUUGUUUGGAAAUUUGUUUGGAAAAAGCCACAUGAAAGUCUCACAAACCUCGAUGUUUUGUUGAAAGGGAUUAAAAAAGGUUUUGUAGAAAUUACUGUGAUGCUAAUUUAAGUUAUUGUUUAUGUCGGAAGGUUGUACAUUUUUAACUCGGUAAUUUGGGAUUGAAUCAGUACAGCGUUUGACUCAAGUUCAAGAGGUUGUGGGUUCGAUCAUCACAUGAGGACGUUGUCUAAUUGCGCAGAAAUUUCAAAGACUUCAGUAAGUAAAAUGGAAUUUUAAACACUUUUGUAACGGCCUUUGUGGUAUCUUCAAGAAAUUACUUACAAGUAAACAAGUAAACAAGUAAACAAGUAAACAAGUAAACAAGUAAACAAGUAAACAAGUAAACAAGUAAACAAGUAAACAAGUAAACAAGUAAACAAGUAAACAAGUAAACAAGUAAACAAGUAAACAAGUAAACAAGUAAACAAGUAAACAAGUAAACAAGUAAACAAGUAAACAAGUAAACAAGUAAACAAGUAAACAAGUAAACAAGUAAACAAGUAAACAAGUAAACAAGUAAACAAGUAAACAAGUAAACAAGUAAACAAGUAAACAAGUAAACAAGUAAACAAGUAAACAAGUAAACAAGUAAACAAGUAAACAAGUAAACAAGUAAACAAGUAAACAAGUAAACAAGUAAACAAGUAAACAAGUAAACAAGUAAACAAGUAAACAAGUAAACAAGUAAACAAGUAAACAAGUAAAUACAGUUUAAUUACAUAGCAUUUAAUCAUGUCAUUAAAUUAUUAGCAGCAUUAAUUGAAUCGAUGUCUCUUUGUAAAACCAAGCAAGCAUCAUUAAAAACAUGGCCGGAUUUUUUGCAAUGAUAAUUUAAAAUUUGGAUGUUAGAACAUAAAAGAUCAAUGAACAUAAAAGAUCAAUCUGCAUCGCUUAAAGUCAAAUAUUAUCUACGUUUCUUUUAAGUGCAAAUUCUGUUUUUUGUUCUAACUGUAAAAUUAAUGUUUUUGAAAGAAAUGUAUCGUACGACUUAUAAUAAAGAGGUUUAGCAAAUGUUAUUGCUUGAAUUAAAUAAGGAAAAAAUUUAGCUUAUUUGCUACCCCAGUAAGAAGCAGGAGCAGAUGUCUAGGUUAAAAUAGAAGUUACUAUUUACCUUAACCAGACAUCUGUAAAAGAUUAUAAUACUUACUAGUUGAGACACGGUUAAUACAGACGCGGUUAAUACAGACGAUACUACCAGGACCAGAUGAUUAUUUGUGUUUUAAAGAAAAUUAUAGGACAUGAAUGAAACCAGGACCAAAUACUUAUAUGUUGUUGUAGGAAAAUAUUAUUAUUUGAAUAGUGAAUUGAGAUAGAUGUUAUUACUUCAUGAAGACCCUGAAUAUAAAUAUCUGAUAUACAGCUAAUCUCUUCGUUACUGCGUUUAAAUUAUUUAGAUUUGUUAAGAAGCUGGGUAAAAGCACUAUAUACCAUUUAUGUGUGUUUGUCCCUGCAAUGUCCAUCAACAAUGUCAUUAGCUGUGCUAAGCUACUAUAAGACGAAAAUAAAAACACCUGUUUUCUUUUCUGUGCUUGUUAUUAAAAACAUAACUAAUAUCUUAGAUCUGUGCCCAGAAGUCAACUUUUUUCGUACCAUUGACAACAUAAAGUGAUUAGAUCGCACCAAAGAUGAAAGAAGUCAAUUCUGACAAGCAUCCAGACAAGCAACAAAGAAAUAAGGUGAAACCUCACAAAUGUACAGUUUGCCACAAAGCAUUUGUGCAUGCGUAUACACUGAAAGAACAUCUGAAGCUGCAUACUGGUGAAAAUAUUUACCAGUGCGAUGUUUGUCUCAAAGAAUUUUGUCAGCUGGCUAACUUGAGACGCCACGAAAGGAUACACACCGGGGAGAAACCUUUUAGUUGCAAAGUAUGCGAGAAACAAUUUACAGACCGCUCGUCCCUCACCUGGCAUGUUAUGACCCAUUCGAAAACAAAACCGUUUCAAUGCAAGCACUGUUCAAAAUCGUUUUAUCUACAAAGCCAUCUCGACCGUCAUUCGUCUAUACACGAAUCGGAGAAGAAAUUCAAAUGCAAGAUAUGCGGAAAGAAGCUGCGCCGAGUGGAUAGUUUAAGAUGCCAUAUGGAGACACACAGCGUAGUGAAACCUUUUAAUUGCAUACAAUGCAAUCGAAGUUACAGUACAAAAGCUGCUUUAAAUAAACAUCUAAAAAAUCAUGAAAAACAAAAUCAGGAACUACUUCCACAUAUAACCGAACAACAAAAAGGGAACUUAGAUGUUGAUUCAUACACGAUUUUGAAAGGAACACCAAGAAGAAAUGAAAUCAUAGAAAAAACAAAUUCAUCGCAUUCGUAUCAGGAGAAUAAAAUUGUAUCAGGACAUAAAAUUGACGCAAAAGUACAUAUUGAUAAAGCGGAAAAACAUCAUGUGGAGCCAGCUCCAAGGAAAACUGCUUUGCGUACAAAUAGCACACUUGAAGUAAGUUCAGUAGAGAAAACACUGGACAGAAGUAUGUCUAUGGACUUCAGUUCACGCAAAGCGCAAAUACAUAUUCCAGUGAAACUACAACCUAUGCCCAGUCUCCAGGAGGAGGAGGUACAUUUUACAAUUGACAAAUAUUUUUCUUUCGCAACUGAUACUAAACAAAUGUGUAACAUUUGCAAACGAAUUGCAACGAAUGAAGAUGAUCGCGUCUAUCACACUUGUAUAUAAAAUCAUUUGUAUGUCUCUUUAUGAGGGCGUUUUCAUGUACGCCAUUUAUCUGACUUGUGUCUGUUUUUGUUGACUCGCCUACUGUAGUUUAUGAGUUAAAUAUCAUUUGGAUGCCAAUAUGUUCUUUUCGCUUUUACCAUAAAGUUCGAAUUUUUCUUUUAUGUAUAAGACAUAUAAUUGUUCUAACUAUAAAAUGCCUAAAAUUCCUGGGGACGAGGUUGAGCUAAUUUCGAAGUUCGCCACCACAAGUAAUUGCAUAGGCUAUUUAUAUAUUACAUUCACGUAUUUCGAACUUGUGCAUGCUCAGAGGAUCUUAAGCUUUUUGGUCAAGCUCAAACUCUCAAAAUGUGCUUAUUGUUGCCGACGUCAGCAGGAACAUUUAUCAUUAAUUUCGGGACCUUCAUGGGAAUCGACGUGGGUUCUCUUGAUGUGUGGGCCCACAAGAGAAUGUGACUAGCAACUUUUCAACGCUGUCUGCCUGACCUACGUGUGUGCAAAAGUAGCGACUUUGUUGCCUGCUGACUGCAGCGCAUUGACUGUUUGACACCUUUGAAGAAAAUCUGCUUUUGUCUCUAGAGAUUAUCUACUAAAAAUGGCCAUAGUCGUUUCAGAGGCAACAAAACGGCUUUCGGUUCUCGAAUUUAGUGGCAGUGAAAAGAUUAUGACCACUAAGAGCAACAUCCUACUAAAUAUAUUAUUGGAUAUCUAAAAAUAUUGCAAUUAGGCAAAUCCUGAAAUUCUGGCGUGUCAGCAAAAGGUAAUCACACUAGUGAUAGCUAGGGUAAGAUUUGAAAUAUAGUUUCCACGCGGAAUAAGAAAAGGAAUGAUUAGAUUAGAAAUAAAUUUAAACUUCAAUAUUCAAAUAUUCUUUCACACCCUAUUUUUAUGAAUAUUUUUUUAUUUUAAUUAAAAAACUUAACAACCUUGUACCCAACGCUUAAUAAAGUGUUAAUACUUUGAUCCAAUUAAUCUUACUUUUACCAACAUAAUUUAAAGUAUGGAUUCUUUACUUGUAUCUUUGUUGAAACUGAUCCGCUGUUAAAAUUAACUUAUUGUCUUCCCCAAAACGUUUAAAAACUCAGGACGAUGACAAAAAUUUAAAAAAUUUUAGCUUCAUUUCAUCAAACCGAUCAAAAACUAUACCAUUCCGAGUUUUAAAUCGUUAUUUUAAUUUUUAAGAAAUGAUGAGAAAU